Molecule: messenger RNA, 1945 nt
Organism: Seriola dumerili (greater amberjack)
Lineage: Eukaryota; Metazoa; Chordata; Actinopteri; Carangiformes; Carangidae
Gene: eif4e2
Product: eukaryotic translation initiation factor 4E family member 2
Exons: 8
Coding region: 71-772 (233 amino acids)
Biological process (GO): translational initiation
Cellular component (GO): eukaryotic translation initiation factor 4F complex; cytoplasm
Molecular function (GO): translation initiation factor activity; RNA 7-methylguanosine cap binding
Source: RefSeq, a predicted model, not a curated record
UGCGCGCCACCGUUCCUGCGGAAUUCAGGAGGCUGUGGUCGGACCCCGAGAGACUCUCACCUAGAAAAUAAUGAACAACAAAUUUGACGCUCUGAAAGAUGAUGACAGUGGAGACCACGACCAGGACCAAGGCUCACCGAAAGACAGUGAGAAGGAGAAAACUGAAGACGAGGACAAGGAACAGAACACUUCCAAGAAAAAGAUGGUUGUGCCAGGGGCAGGAGAGCACCCUCUUCAAUACAACUACACCUUCUGGUACUCCAGACGCACCCCGGGGAGACCAGCCAGCACACAGAGCUACGAACAGAACAUCAAACAGAUUGGCAGCUUCGCCUCGGUGGAGCAGUUCUGGCGUUUCUAUAGUCACAUGAUCCGGCCAGGCGAUCUGACAGGCCAUAGUGACUUUCACCUCUUCAAAGAGGGUAUUAAACCCAUGUGGGAGGAUGAUGCCAAUAAGAUGGGUGGGAAGUGGAUCAUCCGUCUGAGGAAAGGCCUAGCAUCUCGGUGUUGGGAGAACCUGAUCCUGGCCAUGCUGGGGGAGCAGUUCAUGGUGGGAGAGGAGAUCUGUGGGGCUGUGGUGUCAGUACGCUUCCAGGAGGACAUAAUUUCCAUCUGGAACAAGACAGCUAGUGACCAGGCGACCACUGCUCGCAUCAGAGACACCCUGCGCAGAGUCCUCAACCUGCCUCCCAACACCAUCAUGGAGUACAAGACACACACAGACAGCAUUAAGUAUAGCCUGGGAAGACUUCCAUGGUCUGGUGAAUGCUAGUGGCGGACGUUAGCCCCUCACACAGAAAACCUCUGCAAGGGUGUGUGUAUUUGUGAUGUGUUGAGGGAUGACGAGUCCAGGGAAGGAUACCUCUGCGUGAGUUGGCGCUGUGUGAUCUGAAGACAGAGUAAAAGUCAGGGACAGAGGCAAGAAGACCAUUCCUUCUGUGUGUCAAAUUGGAAAUGAACAGAAAAGCCUUUCAACGGGACACUGAACCAAGUUGAAGAGAGAAAUGUGCGUUAUUUUUAAUCAACCAGAGGAGAGCAAAGCCUCCCUUUUUAUGUUUUGUAAGGCAAGUUGUAACAUCUGUUAACUUGCCACCAGAGAGGGGGGGGGCAUGUGACUGGUGUUUGGUCAUUAGCUGUUAACAAAGUGUACUUGACAAAAUUCAAGAAAACCAACAACAAAGCCAAUCUGUUAUAAUGCGAGAUCUGAUUUUAUUGCUUAACAUAACAUCACACUUCCUGCUGUCAAAAUAAAUCUGUGUUAAUCUGUUUUAUUGGGACUCAAACAGGGUUGCUGGUAGAUGUUAUUUUAUUACAGUGCUGUAUUUUAUCUACAAUUCCUCUGGUCAUUUCGAACUAGAAUGAUUACUAUUAUUGUGUACGAUAUAUUUGUAAAUACAGUCCACUUCAAAGAUCACUUAAUUGAAUCAGCAAUGGUUCUCCGUCUUUGACCUGGAAGUUGAAUCCCAAAGGAUGAGGACCAUCCUGUGUUGAGCAGAAGGUUGUAUAGCCGGCAUCUUAAAAAUGGACUGCCAAGCUGCCUAGAUCACUGUGCCUGGCCUCGAGCCCGACCCAGGUUUCCCUUAUGUCUUUUUUUUGUCUUUACCCCGCCUUUAAAUAAUCCAAGGGUCGGGCUCUGCUUUAAUGUCCUCAGCAAAGGUGUAUAGGGGUCCUGGAACACUGGCCUUCACUCCUUUUCCAUUUUGUAGUAAAAGAAAUGAAACUAGGCCCAGGUCCAGGGUCUGUGACAGUUUUUAUUAAUUCCUCGGGAGCAUUUUUUGGAACCAUGUUAAGAAAGCGCCUAUAGUUUGUUGAAAAACUGUAAUGCUGGCCAUGUUUGGUAGUGUGAUGAUGGGUGCAGGUGUCUGCGUGUGUGUCAAAAGUGAAGAAACACUGUUGGAUGUACACCUGAUGGAUUAUAUAGCAAUAAAUGUCAAAUAUGCAUCUG